Messenger RNA from Scatophagus argus, 1429 nucleotides. RefSeq lists its product as uncharacterized. The record is from RefSeq and is a predicted model, not a curated record. The transcript is spliced from 4 exons. NCBI's taxonomy places the organism in Eukaryota, Metazoa, Chordata, Actinopteri, Scatophagidae. The coding region runs from base 312 to 755 and encodes 147 amino acids.
UAAGUUACAGAACACAACAAAAGCCCACCUUUCAGCUGCGCGCUCAACGCUUUAGAGCCUUGCAGCCGCUACUCAAACAGCUGAAUGCGUUUUAGAAUAACCGCGAUGCGCAAUUACGCACCGGACUAAAGGAAUUUGACGACCAGGCUGUCUUUUCGUUUCUCCUCUGCGGGGAUUCGCUGUCUGAAGUUUUUGGUCCUCUCCAUUUACAGAGCCCAAAUCUAUGCGCGACGUCAUCAGUGCAGUUGUAGCCUCUCUACACCUCUUAACUCUGAAGUUAACCUUCCAUUCCUCUAUGCGCCCAGGACAGGAUGGGAUGCUCAACCAGUUCCCAAACGUCAGCGAUAGAUUCGACUCGACCCAGUGCUAAACCCGAGGGGAGCAACGGAGCCAGCACAACAGGGGUGGCUAAUGAGAAUGGGAAAGUAGCUGAGGACAGUGAAACCAUCCCAGACCAGACACCUGCGCAGAGCAGUGAUGCUAAGCCUGCAGAUGAACCUGCUGCAGCUGCAACAUCUGCAGAAAGUACCAGUGCAGCUCCACCUGCAGAGGAGCCUCAGUCUGAUCCAACCAGUAAGCCUGCGGAGGCAGAGGCAGCAGCACCUGCAGAAGCUCCAGGAGCUGCAGACAGCAAAACAGAGACUGAGGCAAGCUCCUCAGAGCCUGCAGCUGCAGCUCCUGAGCAAGAAAACACAGAGGCCACAGCGGCUGAUUCAGAGCCCAAAACAGAGGAGGCGCCAGCCCCCAGUGAAUGAAGUCCAACAUGAAUAACUGCACAGAUCAGUUUGUCGGGAGUGUCUUACCUUGUUUGUUUAUUAUGCAUGAGUGAAAGUAUGUGAACGUGUGUGUUUGAGUGUUUGAAAGACAUCAACUUGUUGCCAAGAUGCAGACUCUGUGAUAACCCCUUUCAGUAUGGGUUCCUCAGUCAUCACUGUGCCUUCUUCCCCUCAUGAUGGUGUAUGGCUGCAACUUCUUCUCAUAAACUGUACACACACAUCACCUGGUGGGUGUGUUUAUCUUCAGGGGAUGUCAGAAUAGUUAUAUUUAUGAUCCAUACAGAAAUUUUUAACAGAUUUUCUGAAACAUCAUUUAUAUCUUAAACUUGAACCUUGAAGUCCAGUCUAUGCUUUUCUGUAAAAUUCUAAUUCUAAGAAAACCAAAGCCAAAACAUGUUUGAUUUAUUAGAUGAUAAUCUUUUUGGGUAGCAGGCUUUGAUUUUACCACCAUGUCUGUGAUGAAUAUGAAGAGCUGAUACUUUAGGACUGAUGUUAGACGUUAAGUUUCUGAUGAGCAUGAGUGAGAUAAGAGUGGAUGAGAGAGCUUUUCUGGUGCGUCACGAUUUCUCUCUGGGACCUCAAAUCUGCAGUAACCAAUGAACUGUAAAAAAACAAUAAAUAAAAAGACCACAUUAAAACUGACAUCUAAAAAA